Molecule: messenger RNA, 507 nt
Organism: Symbiodinium necroappetens
Lineage: Eukaryota; Dinophyceae; Suessiales; Symbiodiniaceae
Source: the annotation of a GenBank genome assembly
GUGACGAUGAUCGACGCGGCGGUCGGGGUGAUGACGACCGACGCGGUGGUCGAGGUGACGAUGACCGCCGAGGAGGUGGCGAUGAUCGGCGGGGCGGUCGUGGAGGUGAUGACCGUCGACGGGAUGACGAUGGUCGCGGCGGUGGAAGAGAUGACGAUGGUCGCGGCGGUGGAAGAGAUGACGAUGGUCGCCGCGGUGGAAGAGAUGACGACGGUCGCGGCGGUGGAAGAGAUGAUGACGGAAAUGGUGGAGGCAACGGUGGUGGAGGCAACGGUGGUGGAGGCAACGGUGGUGGAGGAAACGGAGGGCGCGAUGAUGAUGGUUCCAGACCUGGAGAUUGGGACUGGGAGUAUGUUCCUAUCUAGGCAGCUGGGAUCUCUUCCCAGAAACUGGCUGCUAAGCAGUCAGCAUUGCGAGCAACGCCAAAGAUGCCAGUUUUCGGAGAUGAGAGCACUUACUCAUCUCAUUAGCCAAAGGUUGCCUGCAUCGCGUGCUGCAGUCGCUUAG